Orycteropus afer afer is the source of this 1410-nucleotide messenger RNA. RefSeq names its product G protein-coupled receptor 152 (gene GPR152). Lineage: Eukaryota; Metazoa; Chordata; Mammalia; Tubulidentata; Orycteropodidae. Gene Ontology annotation, molecular function: G protein-coupled receptor activity. Gene Ontology annotation, cellular component: membrane. The record is from RefSeq and is a predicted model, not a curated record. Gene Ontology annotation, biological process: G protein-coupled receptor signaling pathway.
AUGCGGACCGUGGACCACUGGGCUGGCAGGUACGCCCUGCUUCCUCUGGCCGUUGGCCUGCACCUCACAGUGAGCCCUUGGGGACCUCAGAUGGACCCUGCUACUGGAGCCAACCUGGGUGCUGCCAGCCGUGGGCCCCGCACGGCGCUCGAUGAUGACGAUGACUAUUACCCCCAGGGUGGCUGGGACACGGUCUUCCUGGUGGCCCUACUGCUCCUCGGGCUGCCGGCCAACGGGCUGAUGGCGUGGCUGGCCGGCUCGCAGGCCCGGCACGGAGCAGGCACGCGGCUGGCGCUGCUCCUGCUCAGCCUGGCACUCUCCGACUUCCUGUUCCUGGCGGUGGCCAUCUUCCAAAUCCUCGAGAUCCAGCACGGAGGUCACUGGCCCCUGGGGACGGCUGCCUGCCGCUCCUACUACUUCCUGUGGGGCGUGGCCUACUCCUCCGGCCUCUUCCUGCUGGCGGCGCUCAGCCUGGACCGCUGCCUGCUGGCACUGUGCCCGCGCUGGUACCCGGGGCGCCGCCCGGCCCGGCUGCCCCUCUGGGUGUGCUCGGGGGUCUGGGUGCUGGCCACACUCUUCAGCGUGCCCUGGCUGGUCUUCCCCGAGGCCGCCGUCUGGUGGUACGACCUGGUCCUCUGCCUGGACUUCUGGGACAGCGAGGAGCUGCCCCUGCGGAUGCUGGAGAUCCUAGGCGGCUUCCUGCCCUUCCUCCUGCUGCUCGUCUGCCACGUGCUCACCCAGGCCGCCGCCUGCCGGCCCUGCCGCCGCCAGCCCGGGCCCCCGGCCCACCACGGCUUCGCCCGCGUGGCCAAGACCAUCCUGUCGGCCUACGCGGUCCUGCGGCUGCCCUACCAGCUGGCACAGCUGCUGUACCUAGCCUUCCUAUGGGACAUCUACCCCGGCUACCUGCUCUGGGAGGCCCUGGUCUACUCGGACUACCUGGUCCUCCUCAACAGCUGCCUCAGCCCUUUCUUGUGCCUCUUAGCCAGCGCUGACCUCCGCGCGCUACUGCACGCGGUACUUUCUUCCUUCGCGGCAGCUCUGUGUGAAGAGCGGCCCGGAAGCAUCACGCUGGCCCAGCCACAGACCCAACUGGACUCUGAGGGCCAGAUGCUGCCAGGGCCCACGGCUGAGGCCCAGCCACCACUGGAUUCCACAGCCCAGCUACCGCUGGAUUCCACGGCCCAACCACCGCCGGAUUCCACAGCCCGGCCACAGGGAAACCCUGAAGCCCAGACCCUUGGCUCCACUGUCCACUCAGCCACUAGCCCCAGUGAUGAGCCCUCUCCUGCCCCAUCCACCGAUCUCGCCUCAGGAACCCCUGAGACCCCAGCCACACCUGUCAUCUCUGCAGGAGAAAGCCCCAGCAGUGCCCCCCCAGACGAGGCCCCCAGUGCAGGUCCCACGUGA